AUGUCUUAUGAUUAUGAAUAUGACGAGUCUGGACUUGCAUCGAGCUAUCUGAUGCUUUCUGUUCUUGCACCAGUUGCCUUGUUCUUGAGUUUUGGAUUGGUUGGAAGGAAGAAUGUAAGGAGAGUGUGGUGUAGAUGUGCAGGAUGCCGAGAGAAGGUGGAGAAGAGGAAUGGACUUAAGAAGGUGACUGUAGUAGUGCUUUGGAUAGUAGUAGCUUAUCUUGCAAAGAAUGUGAAGACAUUGAGGAUGGAGAAGAAGAAUGGAUUUAACCCGCUGGAUGUUCUGGGGAUAACUGAGGAAUCAAGUGCAAGAGAGAUCAAGAAAAGACUACGUGUGCUUCUGGUGAAGUACAAUCCUGGAAAUGCAGUGGAAGAGGUGAAGAAAGAGUAUGAGGAGAAGAUGAAGGAUGUGAACCGAGCGUAUGGACUUAUGAUGAACAAGAAGAAGUAUGAAGCUUGGCUGAAUAAUGACUCGAAGAUAGGAGAGAUAGUGGCGAUUCCUGGGAUGAUAGUUAGGAAUGGAGUUUAUACGUUUGUGUUGUAUUGUAUAGCACUUGGAGUGUUUGUUCCGAGAUGGGCGUACAGGAAGUGGAGAGAGAUGCGGGACAUGAACCGACUUGGAGUGAGUUUUGUGACGAUGGAGAAGUUUUUUGAAAGGAUUGAUGAGAAGAUGAAUGAGAUGAAGGGUCUUGAGAGUGUUUAUGCGUUGAUAGGGGUGAUGGGUGAAUCUGAGGAGUUUGCAAGGCAUGAGUGGAAGAGUGAGAUAAGUGAAUUAAAGACAAAGAUUGAGAAUGAGUAUGGAUUUCCUAUGAAGGAGAUGAUGGAUGAUAACAAAGGAUGCCUUGUACUGAUUGACCAUUUAUUUAGGACUGGGAUGGCAAGGAAAGAGGAGACUGAGUAUGUACAGAGGAUGUCGCUAAGGUUGAUAGAGGGAAUGAGAGUUAUUGCGCUUGCAAAGCGAUACGGGAAUGUAAUGAAGAAUCUUGUUGUUUUAGAGGGGAUGGUGGUGCAGGCAGUGUUUGAUCCAAGGUUUUGGUUGCUACAGGUGCCAUUUGUAAGAUUCGAACUUUUAUUUAUUUGGGAGAAGCGAGGGAAUGAGAAGAGAAGAAGCGAGGAGUAUUUGCGGAUGCAUUUAUCUGGGGAGCAUUAUGAUUCUGCAGUGAUGGUGAAUAAGGAGAUUCCGAGUGUUGAGGUUAGCGAGUUCAGUGCAUCAGUGAUUAAUACAGGAAAAGAAGGAGAUGGAGAGGAUGUUGCACUUGAGGACUCUGAUGAUGUGGUUAUGCGUAGGGAAAGUGUAGAGGAGAGCAUGAAGAGUGUGAAGAGGGAUCAGAAUGUGUAUGUGGUGAGUGAUGGGUCUUUGGUGACGGUGAUGGUGAAGCUGAGCAAGGUCUCGAGUUUCCGAGGAGGAUCUGAUGGAAGAAAGAUGGUUGUUCAUGCGCCAUAUAUAAAAGAGCAGUUGUUCUGCAGAUGGAUGGUGAUGCUGACGAUUGAUGGACGGGUUUAUGGAAAAAUUGAGAUGGUUGAUGAUUUUGAAGGCAACCGAAGGGUGAAGUUUAAUAUUGGUACCGAAGACCUACGAAAGGUAAAUGAGUGCAAGGUGUUUGUUGGAUGUGGCGAGUAUCUGAAUAGAAAUGUGGAGAAGAGUAUUGUAAUCAAGGUUGAAUAA
Ordospora colligata OC4 is the source of this 1665-nucleotide messenger RNA. RefSeq names its product subunit Sec63 of preprotein translocase. The coding region runs from base 1 to 1665 and encodes 554 amino acids. The record is from RefSeq and is a predicted model, not a curated record. Gene Ontology annotation, cellular component: Sec62/Sec63 complex. NCBI's taxonomy places the organism in Eukaryota, Fungi, Microsporidia, Ordosporidae. Gene Ontology annotation, biological process: SRP-dependent cotranslational protein targeting to membrane; post-translational protein targeting to endoplasmic reticulum membrane. The transcript has a single exon. Gene Ontology annotation, molecular function: RNA binding; transmembrane protein transporter activity.